AUGUCAUCUGGACAGGGCGUAAAUUUUGCUCCUCUCUUCAAGGACCUGCAUGGCUUCUACAUCAGCAGUUCCCUCGACGAAGACGCCGUGCGAUCCGCUUUGUCCUACAAACCCCGGUCCGACGACAUCUUUAUCGUCACCUACCCGAAGUCGGGCACGACGUGGACUCAGUACAUCGUGCACUGCAUCCUGAACGAUGGUGCCCUCCCGAAGGACUUCACAGAACUCACGCUGAUGUCUCCUUGGUUAGAGUUCCUGGGUACCGAAGCGGCGGAGAAAAUGGCGCGACCAGGUGCCAUCAAGUGCCACCUUCCAUUCCACAAGCAGCCUUAUUCGGAGAAGGCCAAGUACACAUGCGUGGCUAGAAACCCGUACGACUGCUGUGACUCCUUCUACUACCAUUGCAAAGGUAUCCCUCACUAUGGGGUAGCAGACUCAAACUUCGACCAGUUCCUCGAGUUGUUCCUCGCCCGACAAGUUGGCUGCGGAGAGUACUUUGACAACUUGGUUUCCUGGUACGAACACCGAAAAGGUUUGAAUGUCCUUUUCUUAAGAUACGAAGACUUAAAAAAGAACACCGCGGUUUGCGUUCUAAAGAUUGCAGACUUUCUAGGGGAGGAGUACGGUCAAAACCUGAGAACUGACGACUCGUUGCUCGAGAAAGUGGUCAAAUUCACUAGCUUGGAAGGCCUCAAAAAGCAAGUGAACGACGGCGCUAAGGAGAUGAUACCUAAUCUCCUUGCUCUCCCACCUGAAAGGCAGCUCAAAUCUUUACAGAUAUUCGGUCAGAAGUUUAGUGGUAAGGAAAUGUUUGUGCAGAAAGGGAACUUCGUUCGCAAGGGUAUUCCUGGAGACUACAAAAACCACUUCUCACCCGAAGAUAUUCAACGGAUGAAGGACUGGAUUGCGUUUAGGACAACAUGA
This is a messenger RNA of Ixodes scapularis (black-legged tick), 924 nucleotides long. Its product is annotated as sulfotransferase ssu-1-like. Gene Ontology annotation, molecular function: sulfotransferase activity. The coding region runs from base 1 to 924 and encodes 307 amino acids. Gene Ontology annotation, biological process: sulfation. The record is from RefSeq and is a predicted model, not a curated record. The transcript has a single exon. Gene Ontology annotation, cellular component: cytoplasm. Lineage: Eukaryota; Metazoa; Arthropoda; Arachnida; Ixodida; Ixodidae.